AUGGAAGAGAGUACAAAUGAUUUCCUAAAGAAGUUGUUGCUUGACAAUCAACAGCUUAGGACCGAUUUCAGAAAUCUUGAGAGGCAGAUGGGGCAGUUAGCAACAAAUGAAAACACUAGACCUGCAGGCGCUCUCCCCAGUGAUACAGAGAAGAACCCUCAAGUGAAUGUAGUUACACUCAGAAACGGGAGGGAGCUAGAGAAAGUGCCAAAGAAAAGAAAAGACAAGUCCAUACCCGAGGGUGAGUUGAUCCCUAAGGCGACACACGAAUCAAAGAAUACUGAUGCAAUUCCAGAGCCAGUGGAGGCUACAAGGCCACCACCACCUUUCCCCAAAGAUUGCAGAAAAAAAAUGAUGAUCGCAUUUGCACUUACUGAGGAGUACACUUCAAGGGUCCAAAACAAGCUCCCUCAAAAGCUUAAGGAUCCUGGCAGCUUUACCAUCCCUGUGCGAAUUGGUAAUAUUGAUGUGGGUCGUGCUCUUUGCGAUUUGGAGGUGAGCAUAAAUCUGAUGCCAUUAUCCUUGUUCAAGCAAUUGGGCCUGGGAGCUCCAAGGUUAACUACUGUGAUGUUACAGCUGGUUCAUAGGUCGAUAGCACACCCUGAGGGGGUGAUUGAAGAUUUGUUGCUGCAAAUUGGGAAAUUUAUCAGCCCUGCGGACUUCAUUAUCCUAGAUUAUGAGGCCGAUGAACUGGUACCAAUCAUAUUGGGGUGA
Molecule: messenger RNA, 714 nt
Organism: Nicotiana attenuata
Lineage: Eukaryota; Viridiplantae; Streptophyta; Magnoliopsida; Solanales; Solanaceae
Exons: 2
Coding region: 1-714 (237 amino acids)
Source: RefSeq, a predicted model, not a curated record